AUGGGCUCUCUGGACCCCGGAAAUGAAGGUCUUGGAGUCGGGCUCAUCGUCCUCCCAGUCCUGCAGAGCUGUGUGGCUGCCUUCGUCAGUGUGGGCACCUUCACCAACGCCCACGAACACAGCCGCGAGAAUUCUCUAUGGCCAGUCGGUGAGCAGCAGCCAAAGCCUGAAGACUUGAAUGCAUCUACUGACAGUGUUCCUGAGGAGGAGCAGCAGCUGGUUGGUCUAGCCUCAGAAACGAAGGCAAAGUUCCCCAAAAACCAGGAAACCGCCGAAAAGACCCCAGCUGUAAAGAUCCAAGCUUGGUGGCGCGGCACACUGGUACGUCGGGCGCUGCUGCACGCAGCCCUCAGGGCCUGGAUCAUCCAAUGCUGGUGGCGGCUGAUACUGCCAAAGAUUCUGGAGAAGAGGCGGCAGUCGCUCCUGGGUACCUUCCAAGAGCAGCAGUGGGCAGUGGUCAGGUUGCAGUCCUGGAUCCGCAUGUGGCGAAUCCGCAGGCGAUACUGCCAGGUGCUUAACGCUGUCCGAGUCAUUCAGACUCACUGGAGGGGCCAUGCUUGCACUUCAGGCGGUGUCAUCAAGGGCCGAUACCGAAUUACGGCCAGACAGCUGCAUCUUGAGCUGGAGAUCUUGCUGGGCUCUGGGCCUUGUAUAGUGUCUGAGUGUAUUCCCUUACCGUUAAAGCAGUGA
Molecule: messenger RNA, 690 nt
Organism: Acomys russatus (golden spiny mouse)
Lineage: Eukaryota; Metazoa; Chordata; Mammalia; Rodentia; Muridae
Gene: Iqcf1
Product: IQ motif containing F1
Exons: 4
Coding region: 1-690 (229 amino acids)
Biological process (GO): positive regulation of acrosome reaction
Cellular component (GO): acrosomal vesicle
Molecular function (GO): calmodulin binding
Source: RefSeq, a predicted model, not a curated record